UUGACUAUUUGGUAUACACAACAAUAUAAUCGCUCGAAAUGAUUUUGCAACCGUAUGUAACACAGUAAAAUUUUGCAUAAUUGAGACGGGAUUCUUUUCUUUUCAUAUUGACAAAAAAAAAAUUAUGACAGAGUUUUUUAUAUCAUAUUUAAAUGCCGAACGAAGAACAUAGAAUAAAUGUGAUAUUAAACGCGAAUGAAACACUGUGGUUGGUAUGCAUAUACAAUUGUGAAGGUGCUAUGAAAAAACAUAUUAUUUUGUAGACCUUGUCUUAUUUCAUCGGUGUGUAACGGUGAAAUUGUAUCGUUAUUGUUUUUAUCAGCAUCAAAAUCGAUGAGAUUGUACUUGUAUCCUGAACAAUCAUUGGUAUUAUUAUUAUUGGUUAUGUUGUUGUUGCUGUUGUUGUUAUCAUGAGAAGAGAGAGUGAAAAAGACAUUGUAAUGUAAUCCUUUCGCAUCCCGACCACUUCAUUCAUAUCAAUGGGAAAUCGUUGUCAUGUAUUCAAAAUGGAAAUCCCAUUGAAUGCGGAUAAUGUGUGUGUUACCGUCAUCGUAACCGUUUUCGCACUUUCUUCAACCGAGGCACUUCUUCAUCUUGUGCAUUGUGUGUUACGCAUAUCUUCAACAAUCAAAUAAAUAUUUUAUACACACAUAUAUAACCAAAUAUAUAAAGACAUACAUCUAUAUCUAUAUAAGUCUACACGUUUGCCUGUGUAAUGUGAAUGUGGAAAGAGAGUUUUCCGUUUUUCGUUGGUUUGAUGAUGAGGUCCAUGUGUUUGAUAUAGAAAAUGAGCAAAGAGAGUUUAUUCAACAAUUGGCAAUGAACACCACAGCAGUUGAGCAAAAGCCUCGAAUACGAUAGCAUACACACAGCAUUCAUCUUCAGUGUUAUAUUAUUAUUAUUUUUCUUUUUCAUUCACCGAAAACCAUAUGACAGUGUUAAUACUUGAGAGACGCGUUCACUUUUGAUUGUUUGACACUGUUCUUGGCAUUUAUUUCCAAUACGGUGUGUGCGUGUGUGUGUAUGUUCCAAUUUGAGGACUUUUCAAUGCAAUAGAAAAACGUGUGCCAGCAUAGAUUUCCUUAUUUUAAUUUAUUUUUCAAAUACAGUGCAGCAGUGUCAUUAGCAGUGUUCUUAAAAACUAAUUAAUAGUUAUAUAUUCAUACCGUGUGUUUGUGAUAAAAAAUGGAACAAUAUUCGGUCGAAUUUUCGUUUCGUAUGUAAAUGAAUGUGUUAUUUUAUCAUCAAUACUAGACAUACACCAAAUAAAGAAAUAAAAAAGUAAAUAAUAUUGAAGAUACGAGGAGAGAUUUCAGGGCAAUUUCAUUUCGAUCUCUUGAAAACCAAAAGUAGCAAAAGAAGGAUACCAAAGUAAAAACGCAAAUCAACACUCUAAGCAUGGAACGAGAAAGAAAAAAUACCGUCACAGAAAUCAGUUAUAUUCUUCAACAAGAGGAAGGGACGACUGAAAAAACGGACAGCUUAUCAUCAUUGCCGCAGGCUCUAUUCAACUACAUCAAUUCAAUAGUUGGAUCUGGAAUCAUUGGCAUCCCAUAUGCGUUUCAUCGUGCAGGAUUUGGCUUGGGACUUUUAUUAUUGGUGAUUGUUGCUGCAAUCACAGAUUACUCACUUAUACUAAUGGUACGAUGUGGACACAUUUCAGGCCGUUUUUCGUACCCUGGCAUUAUGGAAGCAGCAUAUGGUAAAUGGGGAUACUAUGUAUUAAGUUUGCUGCAGUUUUGCUAUCCAUUUUUAGCAAUGAUAAGUUAUAAUGUAGUGGUCGGAGACACAUUGACCGCUGUGCUGAUGCGCUUUCUACCGGCGUCGAGUAUUUCAAUGGGCACCGUACGCUUUUUUGUUGUAUUCACAGUGACCGUAUUUUUGGUAUUACCCCUUUGCCUAUACAAAAAUAUAUCGCGAUUGGCAAGAGCAAGUUUUAUCUCCCUUGCUUUUAUUUGUAUUAUUCUAUUUGCUGUCAUUCUAAAAUUUAUCUCUGGAGACUACGAUGUCGUUCCAAGCGUUGAUAAUUCGUGGCAAUUUGCUAACAAGGAUGUAAUCCCGGCAACAGGCAUUAUGGCUUUUGCUUUUAUGUCCCAUCACAAUACAUUCUUGGUGUAUCAGUCGAUGCGAGAUGCAACGCUCGAAAAAUGGGAACAGGUGACACACAUUUCGAUUGGCUUUGCAUGGGUUGUAGCCGCACUAUUUGGCAUCGCUGGUUAUGCCACUUUUCGCGGUUUGUCACAAGGCGACUUACUCGAAAAUUAUUGCUGGGGCGAUGAUUUGAUGAAUUUUGUUCGUGUACUAUUUUCGAUAUCAAUUUUAUUGACAUUUCCCAUUGAAUGCUUCGUUUCGAGAGAGAUUGUAAAAAAUCAAAUUCAUCGAUAUAAAUCGAACGCAACAGAUCCAGUUGAAUACGAAAAAGAUUCGGAUCCAGUGCAUGCAGUGGGCGACAUCAAUGACGAUUUAUCUAAUAAAAUAACAUUGGCCAUUGUUUUGACAGCAUUCUUUAUAUCACCACUGACGGAUUGCCUUGGACCUGUGUUGGAAUUGAAUGGUCUAUUGGCCGCAAUACCAUUAGCAUAUAUUUUACCCGGACUGGCAUAUAUACAAAUGGAAUCACACUCAUUGUUUAGUCGUGAAAAAUUGCCUGCGGUUGGCCUUGUUGCUUUUGGUACGGUUGUAACAUUGGCUGGAGCUGGUUUACUUUUAAAGAAUUUAACAGGUGACUGUAAAUCAAAUAUAGUUCUAGACUAUUGCCAAAAUUAUGGAUCCUAAAUGAGAAAAUGUUUGUGCCAGAAAGAAAACAAAUAUAUAUUUUAAAAUAUAUAUUAAGAAAAGCAUGCACACAAACACACUAGUAUGGCUUUUAAUUAAGAACUUUACGCUUUUUAAAGUGAAUGAAGAAGAAAAAAAAUGUAUUUUUUGACCAAUGAUAUGCAUAUUUUUACUCUUGUAACUCAGUGGCGUGCCACGCCGAAUAUCAGUUUCAAAUUAAAUGAGGAGAUAUGUCAGAUAAACUGACACCGACCACAUUCAACAUAAAACAAAAUAAUCCAUUUUAACUGUGUAUAGAAAUCAGUGAAUAUAAAAUGUAGAAACAAAUUGAAUUGAUCAAACCAAUUGUGAAAUGCAAUUUUUUUGUCUAGCGCAUCGUGCUUCAUAUGUACUUGAAUAGCAUAUUAAGGGCAAAUUGUUCAUAUCACGCCAAAUUAUUUUUUGGCAGCAACUCGAAAAGCUUUGACGUUUUCAGUGAAGAAUAUAGAAGGAGCAGAAAAUAAGACAAAAAAAGGAACCAUCCACAUCAUAAUUUAAAGUGCCAUUGUGAGGAGCCUAAUAAUUGAACUGAAUAUAUUUAUUUUUUAUUUUUGUGUCCCUCUAUCAAGGAUCACUAUCAGAAUUACAACAAAAUCAAAAUAUUUUAAAUUCAUCAAAUAUUUCAUUAAAAAUCAUGGAGCCAAUAAUUUUAAGUUGGACAAGUUUGUUCAAAGCCUAUUCAUAUUUUUUGGCCAAUGAUGCUAUAACCAUGUAUGCAUGUAGAUUCAAUCUUUAGAAAAAUCUUAUAGUUUGGGUGUUGGGCAUGGAAAUAACAGCGUGAAUUUAAGAACGACAUUCAACCGAUUAACAAAACUAGUCGAUGUGACGCAAAUUUUCCUUUGGAAUGAAUUGGUUUAAAUUUGAAUAGCUUUUAAAGCAUUUAAAUCAGUAUAAAUUUAUACUGAUUAUAAUCAAUGAUUAAUCCUGAACAAUUUUGCGCUUUCAAAAAAUUAUACUGUCAAUCACGGCAACAAAGAUUGCUCAAUACUACUAAUUUUCGCCACUAUUUCGCAUGUAUUGAUGCAAUAUUCUGUAGUUAAAACAAAUAGUAAGUUUUAGAAUUAUAACGAUGAUGAAAAUGAAUAUUUUACAGAGAUAAAAGUACAAAAUAACUAAAUUAUUUAGGAUUAAAUUUUAUUAUUAUGAAAUAUAUAUAAAGGAAACACAAAUCUCAUUGGAUGUGAUGUAUGAAAAACUGGACCAGUUACUGGGUUUGUUUUCAAAAAUUCGUUCGAAUUUCAUUUACCCUGAAUGUAGAUCAUUCCCGCCGAUGCGAAAUUGAUUUCAAUCAUUUUCUACUACAACACUUUGCUAAUUAUUCAUUUUGAAGACAAUCUAAUCGGGCUCAUUUUUAAACUUAAGAGCAUUUGCAAGAAGAACAACCAACAUCAUUUUUUAAAACCACAAAAGGGUACUUCAUUUUUGUCAAUUUUGGAUAUUUAUUUUGAAUUUACACACAAACAUACACACAUCAU
Messenger RNA from Contarinia nasturtii (swede midge), 4289 nucleotides. Its product is annotated as putative sodium-coupled neutral amino acid transporter 11. NCBI's taxonomy places the organism in Eukaryota, Metazoa, Arthropoda, Insecta, Diptera, Cecidomyiidae. The transcript is spliced from 13 exons. Gene Ontology annotation, molecular function: amino acid transmembrane transporter activity. Gene Ontology annotation, biological process: amino acid transmembrane transport. The record is from RefSeq and is a predicted model, not a curated record. Bases 1399 to 2775 code for a protein of 458 amino acids.